Molecule: messenger RNA, 1080 nt
Organism: Liolophura sinensis
Lineage: Eukaryota; Metazoa; Mollusca; Polyplacophora; Chitonida; Chitonidae
Product: UPF0598 protein CG30010-like
Exons: 3
Coding region: 1-666 (221 amino acids)
Source: RefSeq, a predicted model, not a curated record
AUGGCAUUGACAGUUAUCACGGGCCGACUUUUUAGACUUUCUCGGCAUGUUGAUCACAGAAUUUCCUUUGCUUGUCUUCAUUAUGUACAGGGUCAAUCUCCCGAGCCCCGCGUUAGGGAAUAUUUUUACUUUAUUGACCAUCAUGGCCAGCUUUUUCUUGAUGAUGCAAGGAUGAAGAAUUUCACAUCUUGUUUCAAAGAGAAAAAGUUUCUGGAAUUUUUCUUCUCCCGUCUGAAGAUUAACGAUUCUGGGAAGUACGAGGACGAAUUUCCGUAUUUGUCACCGUGUGGACGAGAGCGCAACUUUGUGCGUUGCGAUGACCGCCCCAUUGUAUAUACCCAUGUACUCCCGUCAAGUACACCUGAAGAUAAUGACAGGUUAUCAUAUGCUGGUGCUGGAGAUCUCCUCACAGUGACCUUUGAACCACAAAAAGUCUGUAUGCUGCCACAUACAGGGAGAGUGUACUACCCAGCUAAGCCAGAGCUGGGUGGCAUAGGGCUUGUUCGCUCGGCUCUGGCUAUAGAAUUCAGUAAGGAUUUUCAGUUUGACAAUGGAGAAGAUAAUCCCCCGUCACAUUUCACGUGGAAGGGUAAAAAGUAUGUUUUGACAAAUGAGCUAUUUUAUGUUCUCAAGGAUAUAGAAGUCUCAAAAAACUCUGGAUCAUAAUUUCAAGUCUGUAGAUUUGAUAUCUUUAUGUCAGACUAAGAUUAAAUAUCCCCCACUACUGUUUUCUUUUUGGAAAAAUAAAAAAGUCAGCCAGUUGUAAAAUCAUGGAACUAAAUGUAAACAGGUAUAUUGGUACUGACUUUGAUGGAUGGUAUGUGCAGAUCUGUCAGGGUAUAAAUAUGAAUGUAAUCAACAAAAUCCUGUGGCUUUCAAAAAUUCUGGGCCAAAGCGAUCCUGCAAAACAAGACCAAUGAAGUUCAUAGGUCACUGUUAAACUACGGCUGUAAAUGAAGCAAACACCAGUGUAUACAUACAUUAUUUAAUCCCGGCUGGCUCUUGGCUCAAGCAUUGCUCUGGACCCGACGAUCAGCCAUCACUCACCAAUAAGGUCACGAGUUCAAAUCCAGCUUUUGC